AUGUGUCGUGGAAGGAGAAGUCAAGGAUUGUGGUCGCAAGCUGUGUCGGAAGUCGCAGCGCAGACCCGACUCGGACGACACUGGAAAGACAUCCAACGGGAACAUUUUCCUGGAAGAUCAAAGAACGAUAUCAAGAAUAGAUAUACGGUCCUCGUGCGAAGAUACCAGAACCAGGGCAUCACCCUUCCCAAUGCCCCAAGUUCUCCAUCCGACUCUGGUACACCGGCCCUGUCGAACUAUGCCGAGGACGAUGACUACCUCUCCCCCAAUUCCCACAUGUACGAUACGUUCCUGUCCACACCAACACACGGAUCAAGUCGCCAUUCCUGGUCAAGCUUCGACAACGACGCAUACUCAACAUGGUCAUCUCCACAGACAUACGCCAUGCCUACCGCUACAGCCGACCGGAUUUCACAUCAUUCAUCGGUCACUUCGUCUCAGUAUCUAUACACUCAGCCACCACUGGGCUCCAACAUGCCUGCCACAUGGGAUCAAACGUCGCCCUACGCACAUCACCCCUCACCAUCACUGCACACCGGUGCACCCACGAGCCCAUCAGUGUAUGGCUACAGCCCAUAUCCGGUCGCCCAGCAACCAAUAACGCCCCACAACAUCGCUUACACAGCCUCCACGGAGCGAGCAGCAUAUGCCACGAUGCCGAAUUACUCGCCACCUACUGCAUCAGGUCAGCGGGUUUACGACCAAAGUGCAUCGGCAAUGUACCGUGACCCCAGACAUUCACAACAUCCUUACUAUCAGUCGUGA
This is a messenger RNA of Alternaria ethzedia, 765 nucleotides long. RefSeq lists its product as uncharacterized. NCBI's taxonomy places the organism in Eukaryota, Fungi, Ascomycota, Dothideomycetes, Pleosporales, Pleosporaceae. Bases 1 to 765 code for a protein of 254 amino acids. The record is from RefSeq and is a predicted model, not a curated record. The transcript is spliced from 5 exons.